GAAAGUGACCCAUCAUCCCAAUAAAAGAUAUAGAAGUUGCAGCAGCUGAGGGACCAUGAUGGACUCCCUGUCCAGCCACAGCUCCUACCUCCUCCAGCAGCUCCAAGAGCAAAGGAUUCAGGGCCUUCUCUGUGACUGCAUGCUGGUUGUCAAAGGUGUCUGCUUCAAAGCACACAAAAACGUCCUUGCUGCUUUCAGUUCUUAUUUCAGAUCUUUGUUCCAAAACUCUCCAAGUCAGAAAAAUGACGUGUUCAACCUGGUUAUCCAGGAUGUCAGUGGCAUCGGCCAGAUCCUGGACUACAUGUAUACCUCCCAUCUUGACAUUAACCAAGACAACGUGCAAGCCCUCCUGGACAUUGCUCAGAGCUUGCAGGUUCCAAAUGUGCAGAGCAUGUGUAAUGCUUUUCUCAAGCCCUGCCCUCCACCCGUGGAGAUGUCUUCAUUUACUCUCCCAGGCAUGCUAAGCUCCGACCACGACUGCCUUUUGGGAAGUAGUCUUCCUCAUGAUGUCGACCUCCACUGCCCCUCUGAAUCUCAGCGGCCCGGCUUUUACAGUGACAUGGACCACACAAGAAGGACGCCAGUUUCUUUGCCUAAUAAUAGCUCAAACUGUGACUUACCUAGCAGCUCUCAAGCACCUGCAGAAAAACAGUUGGUUCAUGGCUAUAAGCUCCGUAACUUCUACAGUAAGCAGUAUUUCAAACAAAGUGCUAUGCAAACCAACAGCGCAGUCUCAAAUCAAGGCCCAGGCCCCUUGGUAUUAACCGAGGAACAGCAGUGUCAGCUUGGAAUGAACCAGGGAGGUAGUAAUGCCCCUGUAAGUUCAGGAAACACAAUGCCGUCCAAUCCUGUUACAUCUGUAACAGUGGAAAAAAAUACAAUUUCAUCUUUGACACCUUCAGAUAAUCUAAACGCCCCUAACACUGACUCAUCUGAUUCCAUGCUUAACAAGUUGGUUCGCCCCAAGAAGGCUGUAUACCUGAAGAAAUAUAACUACCUCUGCUCUCAGAAAGCUCUGGAGGAGAUGGGCACUGAGUCGGUCAUUGAACCCAUCCAGAACUGUCCUAAAGCAAGUAAUCCAGGUGAGCCCUUGACCCAAACUGAAGCUCCAGAAGCUUCUGUGGAAGGCAGCCCUGCAGGCAGAGAGGAGACUUCAGAGAUUAUAGACGCUCCACUUCCCAGUCCUCCACCUGUAAACCCAAAGGAGAUCAGCAUGAAGCCUGUGUUAGAGCCUUCACAGCAAACAGGACACAAGCAGUAUAGUUGUGACGUCUGUGGGAAGAUCUUCAAACAUCCGAGCAAUCUGGAGCUGCACAAGCGCUCACAUACUGGUGAAAAGCCGUUUCAGUGCAGUAUUUGUGGAAAACACUUCUCACAGGCAGGAAAUUUACAGACACAUUUGCGAAGACAUUCUGGAGAAAAGCCAUACAUCUGUGAGUUAUGUGGUAAAAGCUUUACUGCAGCGGGGGAUGUCCAGCGCCACAAAGUGGUUCACACUGGAGAGAAACCACACCUGUGUGAUAUAUGUGGUCGAGGAUUUAACAACUUGAGUAAUCUCAAGGAGCACAAAAGGACUCAUGCAACAGAAAAGACCUUCACCUGUGACCAAUGUGGAAAAUCUUUCAACACCCACAGAAAGCUUCUGAAGCACAGGGCUCGUCACGCUGGAGAAAAACCACACAGCUGUGCCACCUGUGGGAAGUGCUUCAUUGGCUCAGGAGACCUUCAACGUCAUAUACGCUCACACACUGGUGAGAAGCCCUAUAUCUGCACUACAUGUGGAAAGAGCUUUACCCGUUCUGCUAUGCUGAGGAGGCACAGCAACAUGCACUGCAAGGGGCCACCAGUUUCAAGCCCGGUGACGGUGGACGCCGAGCAGACACACAGCUCAGAUGGAGCUGCCUCCUUCUCCAAACCGGUCGGCCUGAACAAACCACCUGCUGCUACCUCUGAGCAACACUUCUCCACGAUGAUGCCCAACACAGAGUUAGAUAAGCCCUCACCGCCCAGUCCUUCAUCGCCACAAGCAACACAGCAUAUAGAGACUCCACCUCCCAGCAUGCACCUCAGCCCAGCGUUGACAUCUCUUCCAGAGCUGCGCUCCCUGGUUCCCCAUCACCUCCUGUCAUCCAGCCACCAGGAGAGAAGUGCAGCUCUCCUCCCCGCAGACCGCAUCAAGCUGUCCAAGCUGCACGAGACUCCAGAGAUCGUUUAUGGUCCUUACAUGGAGAACGGGAACAUGUCCAUUGACAGUGACCCAGCAGGGAGACCCUACCUGCCCCCCACAGACAAUUCCUUCACAGGGUCAAGUAGACCCUACAGGUCCAGUGAAGGCCAGUUUAUCUCCAGUGUAACUUUGUGGGGUCUGGCCAUGAAAACGCUGCAGAAUGAUAAUGACAUGGAGCAGUGA
This is a messenger RNA of Nematolebias whitei (Rio pearlfish), 2410 nucleotides long. RefSeq names its product zinc finger and BTB domain containing 49 (gene zbtb49). Gene Ontology annotation, cellular component: nucleus. The transcript has 8 exons. NCBI's taxonomy places the organism in Eukaryota, Metazoa, Chordata, Actinopteri, Cyprinodontiformes, Rivulidae. Gene Ontology annotation, biological process: regulation of transcription by RNA polymerase II. Gene Ontology annotation, molecular function: DNA-binding transcription factor activity, RNA polymerase II-specific; RNA polymerase II cis-regulatory region sequence-specific DNA binding; protein binding. The record is from RefSeq and is a predicted model, not a curated record. The coding region runs from base 56 to 2410 and encodes 784 amino acids.